AUGGCUAAGGGGCGCAACCACAGCAAAGAUCACCACCACCACGAGCGCUUCCUCGGCGGCUUCGGGGACGCCCAGGGACACGUCGCUGGCGGGGACAUCUCUGAGGAGGACGUCUGGUACGCCGAGGACGCCUGCGCCAGCGGUGACGGCGGCAGCGUCAGCGGUGGCGAGGAGGGGCUCUACGCUCGGGGUGUCGCCGCGGCGCAGAUCCGGCGGUGGGUCAAGGUCGAGCGGCCGGCGGUGGGGGGGCUGUCGCUGGCGUUCGAGGGCGGCAGCGGCGGCGCGGGAGAGUCGUCGUCCCGGCGCGUGGUGCAGCGGCUCCGAAAUGUGGACGCGUCGGCGGCGGCGCGGGGGCGCGAGCACCGUGCGGCGCCCUCCUCGGCGCCGGUGAGCGUCCCGGACUGGCCGAGGAUUCUGCGUGUGGAGUCGGCGGACUCUCUGCACCUGCACGCCGGCUACGACGACGACGACGGCGAGUGGGUGCCACCCCACGAGUACCUCGCGAGGGAGUACGCCAAGAGUGGGCGCUCGAUGACCAAUUCCGUCGUAGAGGGCAUCGGGCGGACCCUCAAAGGCCGCGACUUGAGCCGCGUCCGCAACGCCGUCUGGAGCCAAACCGGCUUCUUCGGCUGA
Messenger RNA from Spirodela intermedia, 633 nucleotides. Lineage: Eukaryota; Viridiplantae; Streptophyta; Magnoliopsida; Alismatales; Araceae. The record is from the annotation of a GenBank genome assembly.